This is a messenger RNA of Puccinia triticina, 447 nucleotides long. RefSeq lists its product as uncharacterized. NCBI's taxonomy places the organism in Eukaryota, Fungi, Basidiomycota, Pucciniomycetes, Pucciniales, Pucciniaceae. Bases 1 to 447 code for a protein of 148 amino acids. The record is from RefSeq and is a predicted model, not a curated record. The transcript has 2 exons.
AUGCAGAAAGCGCCCACCGGGGGCCGCGCUCCCAUCCCGGCACCGCUGAGGCCGCGGCUGCCUAGCGCGCUUCGGCGCGUCCCUGAGAACCCAUCUGCUCCAUCCAGCCCUUGCUUGAAGGCAUCUCCCUCCCUCUCCGCCCCGAUCGGCUCCUUCCUCCCCCCCUUUGAUCACCCGCCCACACUUGCACCCUCCGUCCCACCAUUGCUGAGGCGGAACGCAGACGCACCGGCGCUGCGCCGAAGAGACGCCCCCUGCUUCAGAGCGGUGCAUAGGGUGCACAAAGAUAUCUCGACGCCCGCGGGCUGGAUCGGUCUCCGAAACAUCUGCGCGCCACACAUGCGUGCAGACGUCCAGCGGAACGAACAGCAUCAUCCGCAUUCCCAGACGGUUCGAAAAUAUCCCAGAAACCACGCCGCCUGCGUCCUGGAAUAUGCGCCAGGAUAG